GUCCCUCACCUCCUGAGUCUCCGUCCUCCCCUCUCCUGAGUCCUCUCUGCUGACACUAUGGGCUGCUGUGGUUGUGGUGGCUGCGGUGGUGGCUGCGGUGGUGGUGGCUGCGGUGGUGGCUGUGGCUGUGGUGGCUGCGGUGGUGGCUGUGGCGGCUGUGACAGCUGCACCUCGUACAGGUGCUACCGGGGCGGCUCCUGCUGUGGCUGCUGUGGGGGCUGCUGCGGGAGCUGCUGCAACACCCCCGUGGUCUGCUGCUACCGCCGCACGUGCCGCCGCCACUCGUGUGACUGCGGCUGCGGCUGUGGGAAGGGCUGCUGUCAGCAGAAGUGCUGCUGUCAGCAGAGGUGCUGCAAGAGGCAGUGCUGCCACUAGGGGGCGGCUCCCGCCUCUGUCCCUGGACCUUUCUCUACCUCGUUCACCUGCCCCACCUGACAUCAUCUGGUUUUCUGAGACGUAACCAUCUUGGGUUGUAACUUUGCUCCUGGAUUUGGGUUCCUGUAAUUUCUGCUUUGGGUAUUUUCAAUUUUCCUCUCUGUAUUUCCUUCCAGGCGAUUA
Messenger RNA from Camelus dromedarius (Arabian camel), 558 nucleotides. RefSeq names its product small cysteine and glycine repeat-containing protein 6-like. Lineage: Eukaryota; Metazoa; Chordata; Mammalia; Artiodactyla; Camelidae. The transcript has a single exon. Bases 58 to 375 code for a protein of 105 amino acids. The record is from RefSeq and is a predicted model, not a curated record.